Molecule: messenger RNA, 2604 nt
Organism: Wasmannia auropunctata (little fire ant)
Lineage: Eukaryota; Metazoa; Arthropoda; Insecta; Hymenoptera; Formicidae
Product: LMBR1 domain-containing protein 2 homolog
Exons: 10
Coding region: 24-2090 (688 amino acids)
Cellular component (GO): membrane
Source: RefSeq, a predicted model, not a curated record
UGUUAUAUUAAACACACGAAACGAUGGUUCUCACCGGUCUCCUGACGGAGAUCAUAGUGGCGUUCCUGCUGGCCGGAACUCUGCUCUUCAAGUAUGGAAACGUGUUCCGGCAUCACAUCGCGGUCACCCUCUCCGUGCUGAUAGCCUGGUACUUUUCCCUACUGAUAAUCUUCAUACUACCGUUGGACGUCUCUUGGACCGUAUUCAGACAGUGCGUAGAGCAGAAUAUACACAACAGCACCAAGGAUUCCAAUAACACAACCUCUGCACCGUUUACCACGUGCAAAGAGCCCUGGCCUCACGUACCGGAGAGUGUGUUUCCAAAUCUGUGGAGGAUAGUUUACUGGACGUCGCAAUGCCUGACGUGGUUGAUACUCCCGUUGAUGCAGUCCUACAUAAAAGCCGGAGAUUUCACCGUGCGCGGGAAGUUGAAGUCCGCUUUAAUAGAUAACGCUAUAUAUUACGGCAGUUACCUGUUCAUAUGCGGUAUACUCUUGAUAUACAUUGCGCUGAAGCCUGGCUUGGAGGGCCUCGAUGGGCAAAAAUUGAAAGCCAUAGCGUCAUCUGCGUCCAAUACGUGGGGUUUAUUUUUAUUGGUCUUAUUGCUCGGUUACGCCCUUGUGGAGGUACCUCGAGGAUUGUGGAACAGCAGCAAGCCUGGAUACACUUUAAAUUACAGCUAUUUCAAGGUGGCGAAAUUAAGUUUGGACAAGUGCGAAGCGGAAGAGACGGUGGACGAUAUACUCGAGGCGCUACAAAUUGCAACGAUAUCCAUCGGGCCCGGUCAUCCGUUUCACUACAAUCUGGAAACGAUCUUUCAAAAGAUACCCGCGGAAUUGAAGGACAGAAUGAACAGAAGGCAAUUGCCCGACGACACUCCAACGGACACGCCUACUGAAAAAUCUCUGAUUCGUCUGCACAGACAGACUAUAAAAGCGUUGCAGACGUUGCAGCGCAUAGAAACCCAAUGGGGCAUUUUAGUGGAUAAGAUUUUUGAUUUGGAAGAUGUGCCGAAGAAUCAAAUGAGUCACGACAGAAGAUAUAAACAGUCUUUCCCUAUGCAUCGUUCGCUUGUGUCUCGUAUUAUGUACAAUUCCACUUUCGAAUGGUACUGGAAGUGUGUCGUGAAGGAUUACGUUUUAAAGGCAGCCGCUAUUUGCGCCGGCUGCUUAUCGGUGGCUGUGGUGUGGUCGGAAGUGACGUUCUUCAACAAGUCUCCCGUACUGUCUUUGUUCGCUCAAUUUCUGAAUUUGGCUAAGAGAAAUUACGAUUACUUCACGAUAGAGGCACUGUCCAUGUUGAUCAUCGGGUAUCUUUGCUACUGCGCCUAUUCGACCGUCUUGAAGAUACGGGUGUUGAAUCUCUAUUACUUGGCGCCCCAUCAUCAAACGAACGAGUACAGUCUGAUAUUCAGCGGUAUGAUGCUGUGCCGCUUAACUCCGCCCCUGUGCCUCAAUUUCCUGGGACUUAUUCACAUGGAUUCCCACAUCAUCAAAACUCAUAUCCUGGAAACGCACUACACACAAGUGAUGGGCCAUAUGGACGUUAUCUCGAUAAUAUCCGAUGGAUUCAACGUAUACUUUCCCAUGGCAAUUCUAGCGUUCUGCUUAGCGACCUACUUUAGCCUAGGCAGUAGAUUGCUCUCCAUGCUAGGCUUUCAGCAAUUCCUCGACGACGACGAGUUCACGACGGAUCUCGUGGACGAAGGGAGAGAACUUAUAAAGAGAGAGAGACGUAAACGGCAGAGAGCGGAGGAUUCUAUGUACAGACGACGCGAGAUGCAGGAGAGAUUCAAUAUUGCAGUGAGUACGGGAUCGCGUUACAGAUCGUCUCGACAAAGUACUGACACUGUACGGCCGUUGAAACGGGACGAGUCGGUCGAAUCCGCGAGGGCAGGUCUUUUGCACGAUUUCGAUCCCGCGGAGUAUUACAUCGGCAUGACCUUCAGCGGCGACGGUUAUGGUGCAAAUCGGUGCGACAUGGAGAACCAGGGCGAUAUCGAUACGUUCGAUCCGAGUAACGCGAGGGCGUUCCCGACGAGUACGAGUCGCGUGGGUCCUCCGCCCAGGGGAUUGUUCGACGAUAUUUAAAGAGCGUAACAUUUUUGCAAAUAUAUACGGUUUAGGGGUGAUAGUGUAGAACUCGUCAAUUGGCUUUCAAGGAUUUACACGACGUUUUGUAUCGGGCGCGACACCGAUGUCGGCUCGUCGAUACGAGGCAGUGCAAUGAAUCUUAUUAAACGUGAAAUGAGGCUUUACAUGCCCGUAGAAUUUUGAAUCUGAGCACUAGGUAGGAGCACGAACUAAAAUAAAGUAAUAUCAUUAUGAGACGUAUUUAUAACUUAUUAUAUGUGAAGAAACUGGGCUAAAAGAAUGAAAGUCGCGCAGAUCUUGCUUGAGACAGAAACGCGGUUUUUUUUUCUUAAAAUUGUGACAGCGGAUAGGAUCAGUGAUGAUACAAUGAAUGUUUGUGUUAGUAUUAAUAUGUAUAUUACGUUUAAGGGGCAAAUGUAUAUUUUUAUCUCUCGACUAUUUCUCUUAAGUUUUGUAUAGUUUGACUUAUGUUGAAAUAAUAAAUAAUUUAUAUAUGACUUUUUUAACCAUA